AUGGCCUCAGAUCAGGUGACGGUCGCUGCUUUGAGUCGUCCCUUUGCUUUGGGGAUGCUCUACGAUGCAAGGAGAGAUAAACUGAACACAGAUUUCACGCUGUGGGACAGAGAAACGAUUAAAAGGUACAGCACUAGGCAGAAUCAGGCCAGCACCACCUACGAAAUUACUACAUCAGACUCCAUUGAGACCAAGUCUUCUCUGCUGGAUGUAGAUACAUAUUCUAAAACUAGUUGGUUGUGUGGACUGACUGAAAAGAGUGGGUCUUGCAGCUAUCUGAAUGACAACAAGAAGUUCAAGAACCAGAGCAGAGUGACGCUUCAGUUCAAAGCUACGACUGCAUUUGAACGGCUGGCAAUGACUCACCUUGAAGCAAAAACCACACAAAUACAAGACGUCAUUAAGAAAAGCAACGCAACACACGUAGUCACAGGCAUCCAAUAUGGGGCACAUGCUUUCUUUGUGUUUGACAGCGAGAAGCUGGAGAGCAGCAGUGUUCAGCAGAUGAAGGACCGCAUGCAGGCAGCAGUUAAGAUGAUCAUUGUAUAUAGUUCUGAGGCAAAGGUUGACGUCAAGCUGAGUAAAGAAGAAAAAGCUGUGACUGAUAAAUUCACCUGCAAAUUCUACGGAGACUUCAUUCUCGACAGCAACCCUUCAACAUUUGAAGAUGCAGUGAAGACCUACUCACAGCUUCCAAAGCUCCUUGGAGGAAAUGGAGAGAAAACAGUUCCUGUCAAAGUGUGGCUGACACCGCUGAAGAAACUGGACCCAACCGCUGAAGAGAUGAAGGGAGAGAUUUGUGUCGGGUUACUGAGGAAAGCUGAGAAUGCUCUAGAAAUCAUCAAAGAAAUGGAAAUGAGAUGCAAUGACUCUCUGGAUGAAGACGUGGUUCAGAGUUUUCCACAGAUUCUCAACAAGUUGAAGCGUUUCCAAAACCUCUGUGAAGAUAGUGGAAAAAAGCUGAGACAGGCUAUGAUGGAGACAUUCCCUUCCAUUCUUGAGGGUAAAGAAGACAGUUCACUGGAGAAACUCUUAGACGACCAGGAGAAGUCACCAUUCAGUCUGGAGAACUUAGACAAGUGGUUAGAUAAUACAGAGAGAGAAAUCAACGUCAUCAGGUCCUGUGUGGAAGCAAUGAAGGGGAUAAAAAUCACUAAAGAUGAGUCCGAGUUCGACAGAGUGAGUCUUGCUCAGGAUGUAGACGAUGUCCUGAGCUUUGUUUUCACCUCUGUGGAAACUGACGACCCCUACCUGGACCAGAUGUACAAAUACUUGCGUUGUCAUGACAGUUUCACUCCACCAACAAAAGACCACUGGUUCUUCUCAGCUGAAGUGGUAGCCAACCUGAGACAGAAAGCUGAAGAGUUCUGCAGCAUCACCAAAGGCCUGAAGAGCAGCAGCAGGUUUAGCUUCAUUGUGGCAUCAGAAACAAAUAAGAAGUACAAAGGAGCAACCAUCUACCACUAUAGGAGAGGCCGUCGGGUCACUGAAGAGUUUUCAAAGCCUGCUGUUCCUGAUGUCGCUUCUGUGAAAGACAGACAAGAACUCCUCUGGUACGCCUGUGAUCUCACCUUGGACCCAAACACUGCAAACAACUACCUGAUUCUGUCUGAGGACAACAAGAAGGCAACGUGUGGAGCAUGGCAGACGUAUUCUGCUUGUCCUGAGAGGUUUGAUACAAAGACUCAGGUUUUGUGCAGGGAGGGGCUGACUGGGCGCCAUUACUGGGAAGUGGAGUGGAGUACUGGUUCUAGUAAUAACGUUGGUGUAGCUGUUACGUACCAAAGCAUUGUAAGGAUGGGUAAGAGUGACGAGGCAGGGCUCGGUUCUAACACCAAAUCCUGGUAUUUUGGUGUGUACGAGCAAGAGCUCAGUGCUUACCAUAAUGGUAAAGUGUGGAGCGAAAGUCUUCCCAGUACCGGCUGCAGCAGAGUCGGAGUGUUUCUUGAUUGGCCUGCUGGCACUCUGUCUUUCUACAAAGUCUCCCAUAACACACUGAGUCACUUCCACACCUUCCGCACCACCUUCACAGAGGCUGUGUACCCAGGCCUCUAUGUCUAUUACACAUCCAACUAUGCUGCCCUACGCCCAUUUUAA
Messenger RNA from Neolamprologus brichardi, 2097 nucleotides. Its product is annotated as neoverrucotoxin subunit alpha-like. The record is from RefSeq and is a predicted model, not a curated record. Gene Ontology annotation, molecular function: protein binding. Lineage: Eukaryota; Metazoa; Chordata; Actinopteri; Cichliformes; Cichlidae.